AAAAUGAUAAUCAAAAUGAAGUCAUUAAUUAAUUUAGCGUUCCUACUAAUCGUUUUGGGAGUUCAAAUAAAAGCAGAAGUAAAUGACACUGAAGAAGUUACAGUUUACAAGAAAAGUGAAAUUUUAUCUAGGAAGAAAAGAUUUCUCAUAUUUCCUGAAGGAAGCUCUCUGCAAUUGGUUUUCUGCACAACAUACGCCAUGGUGUUCAGUAUAGGAGAUAUAUUCCUGUACGGUUCAACUGCAGCUUUAGCUUGGGAGUUGCCCCAGGAUCCUUAUUCUCCAUUUAAUCAUCAUGCGGAUCCUCUUCAUCGAAGAGUCGAUACCAAAACUAUUUAUUACACCGAUGAAGAUGGGAGGAUUAUUGAUAAGAAGCCGUAUCACAGAAAACCCAUAGCAAAUCCCGCUUUCGCGAAACGUAGUGUGGACGAACCGGACAAAAAAGGAACUUUAGAGAAAUUCAAAAUAGACAGGAAACAGAUGCAUGCUUCGGAAAACAAACGGGAAUAUUUGAACGGACGCAUGGAAGAACGGAGCGUCGAAUUUCACAGGAGCAGUCGCGCUGCACUCUACCAGAAAAUAGAGACGAUGCUGCAUGGCCUUGGUGUAAACGGCAAGCAUUGUGUGCUAAAAACAUUAUGCUUGGUCGGUAAAACGCAGGACCAUCCUCAAGGCAUGUUUUUCCAGGAAAUAAUGAGGGCCGUUUUUACUUUACCCAAAAACUCACAAGGAGUAGACAAGCUCGUGGAGUACGAUGCAGCGCACUCAGCUACCGAAUCCUGUGAUGAGCUGUACCCAGAAUGUGAUGAACCUCCACUGGAGCCUGAUGCACCGAGAUUUGCUUAUACGAAAACAUUUUUGAAGUUCGUCAUUGUUCCAAAUAUGAAUAGUAUCCUUUCAUAUUUCGUUACGUUCCUAGUUCUACAGACAGUAAUUAGUGAAAAUGUUAAGGACAAUGGAAAUAAUACGGUUAAUGAAUUUCACGAGGAAAAUGAAGGAUCAAGAGCGUUGUCUAGACGAAAGAGAUUCGUAAUAUUUCCAGAUGGAAGCUCUCUGCAACUCGUAUUUUGCUGUCAAACCGCAGCGUUGAUCCCCAUCGGCGAUAUUUUCCUAUUCGGCAGUACCGUGGGUCUAGCCUGGAAUCUGCCCACAGACCCCUCGAUAUUCCACACAUUCAAAGACUUCGAGAGACCUCUGCGAAGAAGUGAUGUGGUCAAGACCAUCAACUACUUGGAUGAAGAUGGCAGACUUAUUGCGAAAGUUCCUUAUAAAAGGAGGCUGAUAGUGAAUCCAGCAUUCUCUAAAAGAAGCGUGGAAGACAAAAGCAUGUCGUACAAAGAGAAACUGAAACUGAAGAUAGAUCGCAAGAAGAUGCAUGAGAAACAUUUCAAAUUCGACUACUUGAAGCAUCAUAACUUGGAUAAGAAUAGUAUAGAUUUUCAUAGACGUAAUAGAGUGGAGCUGUAUGGGAAGAUUGAGAAAAUGUUGGAAGCAAUGGGUCGAGAUGGGCGUCAGUGCGUGCUUUACAAGCUAUGUGAGGCAGCACAGCAGCAUACUCAGCAGGGGACGUUUGUGCAAGAAUUCCUGCGUGCUGUUUUUACGUUACCGAAAGGCGAAGAGUUCCAACGCGAUGAACAUAAGGAUUACGACAAAGCUCAUGUGGAGACUGAAAACUGUUCAGAACUGUAUCCUGGGUGUGAAAAUAUACAUGAAUCAAUACAACUAUAAGGUUAUUUAAUUA
Messenger RNA from Helicoverpa armigera (cotton bollworm), 1738 nucleotides. RefSeq lists its product as uncharacterized. The transcript is spliced from 10 exons. The record is from RefSeq and is a predicted model, not a curated record. The coding region runs from base 4 to 1725 and encodes 573 amino acids. NCBI's taxonomy places the organism in Eukaryota, Metazoa, Arthropoda, Insecta, Lepidoptera, Noctuidae.